AUGUCUAUCCAAGUUGAGCACCCUGCUGGUGGUUACAGGAAGCUGUUCGAAACUGUGGAGGAGCUGUCCUCGCCACUCACAGCUCAUGUCACAGGAAGGAUCCCCCUAUGGCUCACUGGCAGUCUCCUUCGAUGUGGGCCAGGGCUCUUUGAAGUUGGAUCUGAGCCCUUUUACCACCUGUUUGAUGGGCAAGCCCUUCUGCACAAGUUUGACUUUAAAGAAGGCCAUGUGACAUACCACAGAAGGUUCAUCCGCACCGAUGCAUAUGUCCGGGCAAUGACUGAGAACAGGAUCGUCAUAACAGAGUUUGGCACCUGUGCUUUCCCAGAUCCCUGCAAAAAUAUAUUUUCCAGGUUUUUUUCUUACUUUCGAGGAGUGGAGGUUACCGACAAUGCCCUUGUAAAUAUCUACCCUGUGGGGGAAGAUUACUAUGCUUGCACAGAGACCAAUUUCAUCACAAAAAUUAACCCAGAGACCCUGGAGACAAUUAAGCAGGUUGAUCUUUGUAACUAUGUCUCAGUCAAUGGAGCCACUGCUCACCCUCACAUUGAGAAUGAUGGAACCAUUUACAACAUUGGUAAUUGCUUUGGAAAAAAUUUUUCAAUUGCCUACAAUAUUAUAAAGAUCCCUCCACUACAAGCAGACAAGGAAGAUCCAAUAAGCAAGUCAGAGAUUGUUGUGCAAUUCCCCUGUAGCGACCGGUUCAAGCCAUCUUAUGUCCACAGUUUUGGUCUAACUCCUAACUAUAUCGUUUUUGUGGAAACACCAGUCAAAAUUAAUCUGUUCAAGUUCCUUUCUUCAUGGAGUCUUUGGGGAGCCAACUACAUGGACUGUUUCGAGUCCAAUGAAAACAUGGGGGUUUGGCUUCAUAUUGCUGACAAAAAAAGAAGAAAGUACCUCAAUAAUAAGUACAGGACCUCUCCUUUCAACCUCUUCCAUCACAUUAACACUUACGAAGACAAUGGGUUUCUAAUUGUGGAUCUCUGUUGCUGGAAAGGAUUUGAAUUUGUUUAUAAUUACUUAUAUUUAGCCAAUUUACGUGAGAACUGGGAAGAAGUGAAAAAAAAUGCAAGAAAGGCACCUCAACCUGAAGUGAGGAGAUAUGUAGUUCCUGUGAAUAUUGACAAGGCAGACACAGGCAAGAAUUUAGUCACACUCCCCAAUACAACUGCCACAGCUGUCCUGUGUAGUGAUGAGACCAUCUGGCUAGAACCAGAAGUCCUCUUUUCAGGGCCUCGUCAAGCCUUUGAAUUUCCUCAAAUCAAUUACCAGAAGUAUGGUGGGAAACCCUACACCUACACUUAUGGACUUGGCUUGAACCACUUUGUUCCAGACAGGCUUUGUAAGUUGAAUGUCAAAACCAAAGAAAUUUGGGUAUGGCAAGAGCCGGAUUCAUACCCCUCAGAACCCAUCUUCGUUUCCCACCCUGAUGCCCUGGAAGAAGAUGACGGUGUUGUUCUAAGUGUAGUGGUGAGCCCCGGGGAAGGACAGAAGCCUGCCUAUCUUCUGAUUCUGAACGCCAAGGACUUGAGUGAAGUCGCCAGGGCUGAAGUGGAAAUCAAUAUCCCUGUCACCUUCCAUGGACUGUUCAAAAAUUCCUGA
Molecule: messenger RNA, 1602 nt
Organism: Jaculus jaculus (lesser Egyptian jerboa)
Lineage: Eukaryota; Metazoa; Chordata; Mammalia; Rodentia; Dipodidae
Gene: Rpe65
Product: retinoid isomerohydrolase RPE65
Exons: 14
Coding region: 1-1602 (533 amino acids)
Biological process (GO): zeaxanthin biosynthetic process; retinal metabolic process
Molecular function (GO): retinol isomerase activity; all-trans-retinyl-ester hydrolase, 11-cis retinol forming activity; beta-carotene 15,15'-dioxygenase activity
Source: RefSeq, a predicted model, not a curated record